Molecule: messenger RNA, 1586 nt
Organism: Daucus carota subsp. sativus
Lineage: Eukaryota; Viridiplantae; Streptophyta; Magnoliopsida; Apiales; Apiaceae
Product: histone acetyltransferase of the MYST family 1
Exons: 9
Coding region: 65-1375 (436 amino acids)
Biological process (GO): positive regulation of transcription by RNA polymerase II; negative regulation of DNA-templated transcription
Cellular component (GO): chromatin
Molecular function (GO): transcription coregulator activity; histone acetyltransferase activity
Source: RefSeq, a predicted model, not a curated record
ACUCGGAUCGUGUACACUUUGAAAACUAAAAAAUCGUUUCUCAGUUCUCUGGAUUCAUCCAAAAAUGGGAUCGAUAGACACUCCCAACAACGCCGACAACGACUCCGCUCAUCCCGCCGACAACCACCGCCACCUCGCCGGAGAAUCAACGGACUUCGUCGUAACUCAGCCGGAAAAUGAAUCGUACAGAAAGCGAAAAUCGAGCAUGCUACCGCUCGAGGUCGGCACUCGCGUGUUGUGCCGGUGGAGAGACUCCAAGCAUCAUCCCGUUAAAGUCAUCGAACGACGUCGUGUACCCUCUGGCGGUCCUAAUGACUACGAGUACUAUGUUCACUACACUGAAUUCAACAGAAGGCUUGAUGAAUGGGUGAAGCUUGAGCAGCUCGAUCUUAAAUCAGUGGAGACGGUUGUAGAUGAAAAGGUGGAGGACAAGGUCACAUCCUUAAAAAUGACUCGCCACCAGAAACGCAAAAUUGAUGAGACACAUGUGGAGGGCCAUGAGGAGCUUGAUGCUGCCAGCUUGCGCGAACAUGAAGAAUUUACGAAAGUUAAAAAUAUUGCAACCAUAGAGCUGGGAAGAUAUGAGAUUGAGACGUGGUACUUCUCCCCUUUCCCACCAGAAUACAACGACUCUUUGAAACUGUACUUCUGUGAAUUUUGUCUUAAUUUCAUGAAGCGACCAGAACAACUUCAGAGGCAUAUGAAAAAAUGUGAUCUCAAACAUCCCCCUGGUGAUGAGAUAUACCGCAGUGGCACAUUGUCAAUGUUUGAGGUAGAUGGGAAAAAGAAUAAGGUUUACGGGCAGAAUCUUUGUUAUCUGGCAAAACUGUUUCUUGAUCACAAAACACUAUAUUAUGAUGUUGAUCUGUUCCUGUUCUAUGUGCUGUGUGAAUGUGACGAUAGAGGAUGCCACAUGGUUGGAUACUUUUCAAAGGAAAAGCACUCGGAGGAGUCCUACAAUCUAGCAUGUAUUCUAACGCUUCCUCCCUAUCAGAGAAAGGGUUAUGGGAAAUUCCUGAUUGCGUUUUCUUAUGAGCUUUCAAAGAAAGAGGGGAAAGUUGGCACACCCGAAAGACCCCUGUCUGACUUGGGACUGCUGAGUUAUCGUGGAUACUGGACUCGUGUUCUCUUAGAUAUUCUAAAGAAGCACAAGGGUAACAUAUCUAUCAAGGAACUUAGUGAUAUGACAGCAAUCAAGGCAGAGGAUAUUCUGACCACCCUUCAGAGCUUAGAAUUGAUUCAGUAUCGAAAGGGGCAGCAUGUUAUCUGUGCAGAUCCAAAGGUCUUGGAUCGUCACCUGAAAGCUGCAGGGCGUGGUGGCCUUGAGGUCGAUGUCAGUAAACUGAUAUGGACUCCUUACAAAGAACAAGGUUGAGAUAAUACAAGCUUAAUGUCUAGUGUCAGUCUACCUUGACUCUUGACCCUUACAUGUAUAGAUGAAUAUUUGCAGUUUAGGUUAUUGAAGAGAGAGCCACUAUGUUAUAUAAUUCUGUCGUCUCUCGCAGAACAGUCUUUGUAACUGAUGUAGAUUAUAUAAUUGUGCCAACUUUUCAUGUGUGUUAAUGACAUUUACCUCUUUCAUUAGA